ACACGACAACGCAUUAAUGGCCCUGCGCAGAACAUUUGGUCGCGUGAAAACACUUCACACGCACAACCUGUGACUGCUCUACAACAUGAUAUCAUUCUCCUCAAUAAAACUAUAUCCAUUGGACGACAACUUUCCCGUUACUACCUAAACCCAGAAAUCUGCACGCCGAAUUUAUACGUGUACGAAUCACAACGCCGCCAAUGUUAACGUCAUUCCCUCCAGUCAAAACAAAAAUGGUGUUUCGCUUUCAGAACACAAGGAAAACAAGAGAAAAAGGGGGCAAAUUGGAACCUACAGCAGCCUACAAUGAAGCCUGAAUCCAGAAUUCCAAACAGCAGGUAGCAGGAAACCCAUAAGAUCGGGGGCUGACAAUGUCCAACAGAGUGCCCUGCCCUUACUGUGCAGGCACAGAGCAGGGGCGCUGCACUUCCGUAGCGGCGGGGCGCUAUAUAACAGAGUGUGCCUCAUGUGGCCGCGUGGUGGAAGAGCGCUUAACCCAGGUUGAAGAGCUCUUCGUGGAAAGAGCUCAGGACACGCCCCUGUGCAUUGUAACCCCCGAUUUCAGCAGCGCCCAAUGUGACCGCCCGCCGCCGCCGCCCAUGGAGGACGACCCCUUCGAAAACACGGGCUUUAUUACGGCCUUUAGCGCCUGGUCGCUUGAUCGGACGCCUCUUUAUACGGUCACGGCCACGACUUUCUGCGGAUAUUUGGCGGAGCUCGAGCGGGUUCUGCUCGAGGAGCCGCCCGCUGCCCCUGCCUCGUACGAGGGUGUGAAUAGUAAUAAUAAUUGCCUGGGAUUGGUGGAUAAUUUGAGGGCUUAUUUGCAGAUUGUGGAUGUGGCGUCCAUUUUGGGGUUGGACAGGGAUAUUUCGGAUCAUGCGAUUCAGCUCUUCAGAGACUGUGCCUGUACGACCUAUCUGCGUAACAGGAAUAUUGAGGCGCUCGCCACUGCAGCGCUUGUGCAGGCCAUGCGGGAGGCACAUGAGCCACGGACUUUACAGGAGAUUUCAGCUGCAGCUAAUGUUCAACAGAAGGAAAUUGGAAAAUAUCUCAAAAUAUUAGGUGAUGCUCUAAAGUUAAGCCAGCCUAUUAAUAGCAAUUCAAUCUCUGUUCACAUGCCAAGAUUUUGUAGUUUGCUUCAGUUGAGCAAAACAACUCAGGACCUGGCAACUCACAUAGGAGAAGUAGUUAUCAACAAAUGCUUCUGUACUCGCAGGAAUCCUAUUAGUAUCUCUGCAGCUGCUAUCUAUCUGGCUUGUCAGCUGGAAGACAAACGGAAAACACAAGCUGAAAUUUGCAAAGCAACUGGGCUUACCGAGGUAACUUUGCGUAAAGUCUAUAAAGAGCUGCUUGAAAAUUGGGACGAUUUACUGCCAAAAAAUUACACACCAGCUGUUCCUCCAGAGAAGGCAUUCCCAAUGACGGCGGCAGCAUUGGGCCGUGCCUCUGCUGCAAGAGCUGAUAUUAAUGGCGGAGUGUUAAAUGUGGCUUCUGCCUUAGACUCUUCUGUGACUGUGACUUCAAGUUUGUCUAGUGCCACUGUUGUCCCAGAGUGCACCCAGGGGACUGGAUCAGGAUCUUGUAAUCCAUCAGCUUUGCAGUCGUUUGGCCAUAAUUCAGGUUCUCAUACAUCAGAAUAUGUCAGUACCACCAACUUUAGGGCGUCUACACCAUCCUCAGAGGGAAAGAGUACAGGGCAGAUGUUUGUACUGCAGACCGUUGCUAAAGAGGAGAAUAUGGAUUCCGAAAAAAGAGUAGGUAAAAACCCAGAAGAUUUAGAUAAGGACUAUAUUCAAGAUACAGAAAACAGAAUAAACAAUGUUGACCCAGGGUUGAACUCAGGCAGUUUAAAUUUUAUGAGCCAGUUUUCUACAGGUAUGACUAAUUUUAGACCUUCCUUUUUACCUUUUGGAGAUCCUAGGAUGUAUUCUGAAAUGAGUUCAUCAAUUUGGCAACCUCAACUACUGUAUGGUGUGCCUGCAUUUAGAACAGCAGAAGACAAAGGAGGGAAUUCAAGCAAUAGGAAAAAUGAAGAGCCUUUGCAUUCGACGACCAAAGGAUAUUCAUUUGUAUUGCCUAAUUUAGGAGAGAUGAAUAACCACACAUUUACUUCUUCCCCUCGACCUGAUUUUCAUCGGGCUGUCACAAAUGCCACACAUAAGUCAAGUGAAAGUGAUCAGAAAAAUGACAUUCAGAGGGACAGGGAGAAGGUAAAUGCCAAGGAAGUGAGUUGUGAAAGAGAGGGCAAUGGAGCUGGAAAUCAGGUAUUGCCACAAUUCUUGAGAGGAAGUCCAGCAGCUCUGUUUAGUACAUUUGGGCCAGUUGCUUCUGCUACCAGUUCAACAACUACUCAAAGUUUCCCCUCUAAUAUUUUCUCCUAUCAGAAUCCGUUGGGUUCUGGUUUACAUGGUAUGCUUACACCUCAGAUUCUCUCAAACUAUGGAGCAUUCUGCCACAGUAUUGCUCCAUCUGCAGAGAUGCAUGUUAGCCCUGAUAAAGGAAACCUUUCUCUAUGGGGUGACAAACUUUCCCAUGGAACAACCCCCACCAGUGCAGUUGGGGAGGCUUUAAGUAGGUUAGCUUCUACUAAUAUAGGUACUGGCAUGUCUAUGGUUCAGCCAAAAGGGAGUCAACCAAGCCCUUCUCAUUCUGUCUGGUCACAGCCUCCCCAACAAUUAUCGUUUUCAACUGUAAAUGGAGGAAAUCAUGCUUAUGGUAAUACUGGUGAUGGACAUAUUAAUCUUAAAAGAGAUGUUCUUGAAGGAAAUGUAAUAUCAAAUAUUGGACGUCCACGAAGUUCAGGGGAAGGGACAAACCUUAAUUGGCCUUCCAGUGAAGGGCAGAGUAUUACUGGACUAAAUCUGUCCUUUGGUCCAGACCAUACUGCAGGAUAAAUGUCUUUUUCAAUUUACUAGAGCAAGAAUUUUUGGUUGGCAACCCUGUGGCACAGGUCUCUGUUGUUUCAUAAUGAUUAGCCUUUCAAAAGCUUCUUAACAAGAUUGUAACUUGUACAAAUCAAGAACACUCGUAUAUAAUAGACUCCUGCUUUCUCAGA
Messenger RNA from Cryptomeria japonica (Japanese cedar), 3055 nucleotides. RefSeq lists its product as uncharacterized. The transcript has 4 exons. Gene Ontology annotation, biological process: DNA-templated transcription initiation; transcription preinitiation complex assembly. Gene Ontology annotation, molecular function: TBP-class protein binding. NCBI's taxonomy places the organism in Eukaryota, Viridiplantae, Streptophyta, Pinopsida, Cupressales, Cupressaceae. The record is from RefSeq and is a predicted model, not a curated record. Gene Ontology annotation, cellular component: transcription preinitiation complex; nucleus. The coding region runs from base 372 to 2894 and encodes 840 amino acids.